GUGUGGGUAUGGCCAUGAGAAAAAUGGGAAGCAUGGCCAAACCAGAUGUUUACAUUAUUAAGGAUGGGGACACAAUCACCGUAAAAACAGAAAGCACCUUCAAAACUUCACAGUUCAGCUUCAAGCUUGGUGAGAAAUUUGAGGAAAAUACACUAGAUGGGAGGAAAACUCAGACCCUUGUCAGCCUAAAAGAUGAUGGGUCAUUGAUAUGGGAUGGCAAGAAGACUAUAAUAACACGGAAACUAGUGGAUGGGCAGUUGGUGGUGGAAUGUGACAUGAAUGGUGUCAAGUGUACUAGAGUCUACCAGAAAGCAUGAGGAUGUCUUCACGUUCAGUAGGAACUUGCUACAAACAACUCAGUCCAGUGGACAGAGCUCCUUUACACUCCGUAUUUCCCUCUCCCUGUUUUCUAGUAUUUCAAUGGACUGAGUAGCUGAGUGCAAUCCUUUUUAAAAGCCGUGAUGUAACUAUUAUGUAACUAUUCUGAACUUAUGAGGCUAUUAAAUAAAAUUGUGGAGUAUAUAAAGUGGAAAUGUUGUUACUAUGGUGGGGUUUUAAAGUGAUGUUUUAUAAAAACUCAGUUUGGUUUUAGGCUCUACUACAAACUGCCUCCAGUUCAAGAUAAUAUGACAACAAACAGUUAAUAGCAAGCUGAAUUUUGACCAGCAUCUUUAAUUGCUAAGGUGGUAAAAUCAGAAAUAGAAAAAACAUUCACAAUUCAGGCUC
Pterocles gutturalis (yellow-throated sandgrouse) is the source of this 726-nucleotide messenger RNA. Its product is annotated as fatty acid-binding protein, epidermal-like. NCBI's taxonomy places the organism in Eukaryota, Metazoa, Chordata, Aves, Pterocliformes, Pteroclidae. The record is from RefSeq and is a predicted model, not a curated record. Gene Ontology annotation, biological process: fatty acid transport. Gene Ontology annotation, cellular component: nucleus; cytosol. Gene Ontology annotation, molecular function: fatty acid binding.